Messenger RNA from Drosophila erecta, 695 nucleotides. Its product is annotated as mitochondrial import inner membrane translocase subunit Tim16. The coding region runs from base 95 to 550 and encodes 151 amino acids. Gene Ontology annotation, cellular component: TIM23 mitochondrial import inner membrane translocase complex. The record is from RefSeq and is a predicted model, not a curated record. Lineage: Eukaryota; Metazoa; Arthropoda; Insecta; Diptera; Drosophilidae. The transcript has a single exon. Gene Ontology annotation, biological process: protein import into mitochondrial matrix.
CUUUCAUCACAAGUAAAUUCGUAUUAUUUUCAGGACAUACUUUUGGAGCUCUCUACGCAAUCGCCCGCAAAAUUCCUUAUAGACAAAGCAGAAAAUGGCACGCUACCUAGCACAGAUCAUCAUCUUGGGUGCCCAGGCGGUUGGGCGGGCGCUGGUUAAGACGAUGCGGCAGGAGCUGCAGGCCUUCGAGGAUGCGGCCCGCAUCCAGGAGUCGCUGAAGGCCAACGAGCCCAGCAGCGGCAGGAGCACGUUGGCCAAGGGAAUGACCCUUGGGGAGGCACAGCAGAUCCUCAACUUGACUGACCUCAGUGACCGCCAGGCGAUAGACACGCACUACCAGCACUUGUUUCGCGCGAACGAUAAGUCCAGCGGCGGUACCUUCUACAUUCAGUCUAAGGUCUUCCGGGCCAAGGAGCGCAUCGACCAGGAACUUGAGCGGCUGGAGCUGUUGGUCCAGACCGGCGCCUCCCAUUCCUCCCCUCCAACGCCACCGCCAUCGACAUCCCAAUCGCAGUGCCAGGACAAUGAGACGGGCCACAAGAGUCGGUGAUCCUUCCCAGCUGUGUUCCUGGGUUGGCUUUUAAUGGCGUCUUACUAAUCUGUCUGGUCAUCUUAUUUACCAAAUCGUCUUUGAACUUCGUGUACAUGUGUAUUCUUAAAUCGUCAAUUAAAUAUUUUGAUAUGUAAAUGUUCAA